Polychytrium aggregatum is the source of this 261-nucleotide messenger RNA. RefSeq names its product ubiquitin-like protein Atg12. Gene Ontology annotation, cellular component: cytoplasm; Atg12-Atg5-Atg16 complex; phagophore assembly site membrane. The record is from RefSeq and is a predicted model, not a curated record. Gene Ontology annotation, biological process: autophagy of mitochondrion; nucleophagy; C-terminal protein lipidation. The annotation marks the transcript as partial. NCBI's taxonomy places the organism in Eukaryota, Fungi, Chytridiomycota, Chytridiomycetes, Polychytriales. The transcript has 3 exons.
GUUGUCGUCCGGCUCCGAGCAACAGGGAAUGCGCCGAUCCUGAAGCAGAACUCGUUCAAGAUCACGUCGUCGCAAAAGUUCCAGAUCGUCAUCAACUUUCUUCGGAAAGAACUGGGUUUCAAGCCCUCGGAUUCGGUGUUUCUCUACAUCAACAGCUCGUUCGCGCCUGCACCAGACGAAGUCGUCUCAAACCUGUACAAGUGUUUUGCCGUGGACGGAAGUUUGAUAGUCAACUACUCACUUACCACGGCGUGGGGAUAG